Molecule: messenger RNA, 2621 nt
Organism: Topomyia yanbarensis
Lineage: Eukaryota; Metazoa; Arthropoda; Insecta; Diptera; Culicidae
Product: fibroin heavy chain-like
Exons: 2
Coding region: 1-2472 (823 amino acids)
Molecular function (GO): transferase activity
Source: RefSeq, a predicted model, not a curated record
AUGGGGCUAGUUUCGUACGAUGUUAAACCGGUAGUAUUGAUUUGGAUUGUAUCAACUUUCAUCGUAUCAACAGAUGGCGCUCCAUGUUGCUGUUGUGUGAUUUGCUGUGCUCAAUCAGUCGCUGAACGAUGCACAUGUGACAGUUCACUCAACGACGAUAAGCCUUCCAGUUUGUAUCAAUGGAAUGGAAGCGAACUUGAGGGCGUUAAUGAACUAGAUGACGAUACGUCUUCUAAUUGGAACCUACGAGACGGUACGGAACUGGAUGAAGAUAAGACUUCUAGUUGGAGUAACCAUUGGGACCAAAGCGAACUUGACUAUAAUAAUGAAUUCGACGACGAUUUGUCCUCUAGUAAGGACGUAAGUGAACUCGAAGAUGAGAGUGAAUUUGACGAUCAAUCUUCUAGGUGGUUUCUAGAGGAUGCAAGUGAACUCGAUGGUUCUAGUGAACGUGAACUCAUCAACGAUAGGGAACUAGAAGAUGAUUCGCCGUCUAACUGGAACCGAAUAAGAGUUCGUGUGACCAUUGUGACACCAUCAUCAGCUGAAUCAUCAAGCACAGGAACAGGUUACGGUGGAGAUGCAAGUCAGGGUGUGGGUGUUGGUGUAGGUGUGGGCGUAGGUACAGGUGUUGGUGUAGGUGUAGGUGCAGGUGUGGGUGUCGGUGUUGGUGUAGGUGUAGGUGCAGGUACAGGUACAGGUGCAGGUGUAGGUGUAGGUGUAGGUGCAGGUGCUAAUCUUGGUGCAGGUGAAGGUUUUGGUGAAGGUGUCGGUGAAGCUGCAGGUUACGGUGCAGGCGAAGGUGCCGGUGUAGGUGAAGGUGGAAGUGUAGUUGCAGGUGUAGGUGAUUGGGGUUCACUUGAAGGUAAAUUUGCAGGAAUAGAUGAAAGUGCAAAUGUAGGUGGAGGUGCAGGUGUAGAUGUAGGUUCAGGUGCAGGUGUAAAUGUGGGUGGGGGUGUAAAUCUAGGAGCAGGUGUAGGCGUAAGUGGAGGUGCAGGUGUAGGUAUAGAUUCAGGUAUAGGUUUAGGUGGAGGUGUAAAUCUAGAAGCAGAUGUAGGCGUAGGUGGAGGUGCUGGUGUAGGCGUAGGUGUAGGUGGGGGUGUAGAGUUAGGAGCAGGUGUAGGUGUUGGUGGAGGUGCAGGCAUAGGCGCAAGUGUUGGAGUAGGAGUAGGUAGAGGUGUAGGUGGAGGUGUAGGUGCAGGUGUAGGCGGAGGUUUAGGUUCAGCUGCAGGUGAAGGUGUUGGUGGAGGUGUAGACCUAGGAGAAGGUGUAGGCGUAGGUGGAGGUUCAGGGGUAGGCGCAGGUGUAGGCGUAGGUGGAAGUGUAGAUCUAGGAGCAGGUGUAGGCGUAGGUGUCGGUGCAGGUGCUGGUGUAGGUAGAGGUGUAGAUCUAGGAGCAGGUGUAGGCGUAGGUGUCGGUGCAGGUGCAGGUGUAGGUGGAGGUGAAGGUGCAAGUGUAAGUGUAGGUGGAGGUGCCGGCGUAGGUGCAGGUGCAGGUGUAAAUGUAGGUGGAGGUUCAGGUGUAGGUGGAGGUUCAGGUGUAGGUUCAAGUAAAGGUCUAGGCGCAGGUGUAGGUGGAGGUACAGGUAUAGGUGGAGCUGCAGGAGUAGGUGCAGGAGUAGGUAUAGGUAGAGGUGUAGGUGUAGGUGCAGGAGUAGGUACAGGUGAAAGUGCAGGAGUAGGUGCAAGUGUAGGUGAAGGGAGCGCAUCUAAAGGUAAAGUUGCAGGAGUAAGUGAAGGUGCUGGUGUAGGUGGAGCGACAGGAGUAGGUGCGGGAGUAGGUACAAGUGAAGGUGCUGGUGUAAGUACAGGCGCAGGUGUAGGUGCAGGAGUAGGUACAGGUGAAGGUGGAGGUUCAAGUGUAGGCGCAGGUCUAGGUACAGGUGAAAGUGCAGGAGUAGGUGCAAGUGUAGGUGUAAGUGUAGGUAAAGGAAGCGCAUCCCAAGGUAAAGUUACAGGAGUAGGUAAAGGUGCUGGUAUAGGUACAGAUGUAGAUUCAGGUGCAGGAUUAGGUGCUGGUGUGAGUGCAGGAGCGGGAACAAGUCUAGUUUCGGGUGGAAAAGGAGCAGUAAAUAUAGGAACCAAUCCAGCUACAGCUGGUGCUCGACCAGUAGAUGCUGGAACAAGUUCAGUUUCAGCUGGAAAUGGAGCAGGAACAAAUGGAGUUACAGUUGGAGCUGGAGUAGAACCGAUUGGAACAAGUCCAACUACAACUGGAAGUGGAGCAGGGCAGAUAGGAACAAGUCAUGUUGCAGCUGGUGGUGAAACAAUGAAUAUAGGAAUAAAUCAAGUUACAAAUAUAUACGUUGGAUCAAAUCAAGUAUCCGCCGGAGGUGGAGCAGUACAAGUUGGAACAAACUCAGCUUCAGGUGGAGGACUUGUCCAUGGUCAUAAGAGGCAUCGGCAAAGAAAGGGACGAUUGACAAGACCCCGAUCCAGGCAACGGAGGACCAGACCUUCUGCUGCGGAUUAGAGGGAAGAAAAGGUUGACCAGAAAAAGCAACAAUCUAUGCACAAUAAGGAGGAAAGGGAUAUUGUUAAAUCAAUUUCACGGCACGGGUUUAAUUUUAGUUGAGUUUACUCGCCCUAAUGUUAGGAGAAUUAAUUGUGGAAAAUAUACAA